UUCCCUCGGCGGCUGCUCUCACGCCCUGGCCCCUCUCACCGGUAAAGCCGCUUAGUAUGGAGGACUUUUGCUUCGGGCUCGCUGCUCUCCCCUGUGGGGGGGCCUUGGCUCAUGGUGCCCGGGUCCGGGGGCAGCUCCCGGUCACAGGCCCCCGCCACCCACCACUACCACCACCACUGCAGUCUCCGGCCGUAGCCGCAGCCGCCGCCGCCGCCGGCCCUGCUCGGCCGCCAUCGCUGUGAGGCGGCUGCCCGCGACAGCUCCUCCUCCGCCUGGCAAAUCUCGCGAUGGCAGCCGCACAGUUGCGGACCAGUGGCCUGCUGCUACCAAAUCUCGCGAAACUCGUUUUCCCUCCCGGGAAGUUGCCAGAACUAACUCUGGGCAGCAUGGCCUCUUUCUGGCUUCUCCAAACCCUUGCGAAAAACUUUAUUGGCAAAGCUAUCAGAGAACGGACAGUGUACCCACUGAGGCGGCCAAAGCUUAACUGGAUCAGGGCAGACAGGUUUUGAGACACAGGUAAAGGGAGGGAGACAGAGAGAAAUACUUGCAGAGCCAGCAGGUAGCUGGGCAGCUCCUUCCCAGACGGACGGACAGACGGAUGGACGCUGGGGACCCUCCACUCCUAUGGAAAGAUGACUUGACAUUGUAGAUCCCAGAACUGAGGCCCCACGAUGACAGAACAGGAGACCCUGGCCCUGCUGGAAGUGAAGAGGUCUGAUUCCCCAGAGAAGAGCUCACCCCAGGCCUUGGUUCCUAAUGGCCGGCAGCCAGAAGGGGAAGGUGGGGCCGAAUCCCCAGGAGCUGAGUCCCUCAGAGUGGGGUCUUCAACCGGGUCUCCCACAGCCAUAGAGGGGGCUGAGGAUGGUCUAGACAGCACAGUAAGCGAGGCUGCCACCUUGCCCUGGGGGACUGGCCCUCAGCCCAGUGCUCCGUUCCCGGAUCCCCCUGGUUGGCGGGAUAUUGAACCAGAGCCCCCUGAGUCAGAACCACUUACCAAGCUAGAGGAGCUGCCCGAAGACGAUGCCAACCUGCUGCCUGAGAAAGCGGCCCGUGCCUUCGUGCCUAUUGACCUACAGUGCAUCGAGCGGCGGCCCCAAGAAGACCUUAUCAUGCGCUGUGAGGCAGGCGAGGGCAAGUGCCGAACCUUCAUGCCCCCCCGGGCCACCCAGCCCGACCCCACUGAGCGCAAGUGGGCUGAGGCAGUGGUGAGGCCGCCUGGCCGUUCCUGUGGGGGCUGCGGGAGCUGUGGAGACCGUGAGUGGCUAAGGGCUGUGGCCUCCGUGGGAGCUGCACUCAUCCUCUUCCCCUGCCUACUAUACGGGGCAUAUGCCUUCCUGCCAUUUGAUGUCCCACGGCUGCCCACCAUGAGUUCCCGCCUGAUCUACACACUGCGCUGCGGGGUCUUUGCCACCUUCCCCAUUGUGCUGGGUGAGCCUGUGAGAAGAAAGGGGAGAUUGGGAAGUGGACUUGAGGAGGGCAGGGCCUGCCUGCCAUGGGGAGCAGGAGGGUUUCCCUUCACUUGGCCUGGGCCCCUCAGGGUCUCCCACCCCCUGCCAGUCUGCAUGCCCAUAUCCUCCCAGGACCACUCCACCCCACUGUGUAGAGCCUAUGCACUGCCCACAGUGAACCUGCCCCCAUCUUACUGCCUCUUGCGCCCUUACCCUGCCUAUUCUGACCCUACCCUGUGUUUCCCAACUCCACCCAGGGAUCCUGGUGUACGGGCUGAGCCUGUUAUGCUUUUCUGCCCUUCGGCCCUUUGGGGAGCCACGGCGGGAAGUGGAGAUCCACCGGCGAUAUGUGGCCCAGUCGAUCCAGCUCUUUAUCCUCUACUUCUUCAACCUGGCCGUGCUUUCUACUUACCUGCCCCAGGAGACCCUCAAACUGCUCCCUCUGCUCACUGGUCUCUUUGCCAUCUCCCGUCUGAUCUACUGGCUGACCUUCGCCGUGGGCCGCUCCUUCCGAGGCUUCGGCUACGGCCUGACGUUUCUGCCGCUGCUGUCGAUGCUGAUGUGGAACCUCUACUACAUGUUCGUGGUGGAGCCGGAGCGCAUGCUCACUGCCACCGAGAGCCGCCUGGACUACCCGGACCACGCCCGGUCGGCCUCCGACUACAGGCCCCGCCCCUGGGGCUGAGCCGCUCCGCCCUCCCACUCGGAGUAGUGGGUAGUGGCGUGGGUCUGACACGUCCUUGAACCUUGUGGCCAGUCCUGGACUUCGCCCCCAGGCCUAGGACCGCGGUGGGUGGAACCCUGAUACUACCCCAACAGGGACUCCAAUCAAUGAGAGUUCUCCCCUUGCCCGGGCUGCCCUUCACCUUUGGUGCCCGGGACAGUCAUAAGGGAUGGACUUAGUUUUCUUGCAGGAAAAAAGGUGGACAGCCGUGUUUCUUACGGAUGCUGAGGGCAUGGGGCCAGGACCAGGGGAGAGGCACAGCUCCUUCCUGAGCAGCCUCCCACCACUGCCACAAGGGCUCCCUAAUGCUGGACUCUGGUCCACUCCCCGGCUUCCCGUGAGGCAGGAGGCAGAGCCACAGCCAAGGCCCUGACCACUUCUGUGCCAGUUGUCUAAGCACAGUGCGUCAAGGACGCUGGAAAUGCCUUAAGGAUAGAGGCUGGGCAUCACAUCAAAUGGGACUGUGAUGUUUGCUGAAAACCUUCCUGGGGAUCUGGAUUCAGGACCCUCCAUGACUGGCCUUAGGGCCCCUUAGCCUCAGUUAAGACUAUUUACAGCUGGCCAGUCCAGAGGUGCUGCUCUUCUACCUAUUUAGGCCCCUGUAACUUCCCACCUUUAAACUGCCCAGAAGCCAUGCCUCUCUCACGGGAAGAGGGGAGCAGACAGGGGAAUCUGCCUCCCAAGAGCGGGUGUGUGUGGGGGUGUGUGUAUGUGUGUGUGUGCACGUGGGCGCUCACACGUGGUGGCCGGGAAGUGCCUGGAUGGUGUGGUGGCUGAUGUUAACCUAGUAUGAGUGUGUGUGUGUCACAGUAAAUUACUACUAGUCUUUGCUGGCUUUUUCUUCCUGUUUCUUCCCUAGUCUCCAGUGUCCCUUCCCUGUUUAAUUCAGAUGACAAUAGAAACUUCCUAGCUCUACCUGGUGGAGCGGAGCUGGCAGGUUCCUUGGUUCCACAGCAAGGAAAUAGAGCCUCAAACAGAAACUUGCCUUCCAAGCCCAUCUCUUAGCCCUUCCAUUCCCUGGAACCAGCCCAAGACCAGCCCAACCACACUCACACAUCAAUAAACUGGAACCCUGUGAAAAAAAAAAUAUCUAUUUUCUUGCCUUCCAGGGCAGCCAACCAGUCA
Piliocolobus tephrosceles (Ugandan red Colobus) is the source of this 3297-nucleotide messenger RNA. It is a transcript of the gene TMEM79, whose product is annotated as transmembrane protein 79. Gene Ontology annotation, cellular component: trans-Golgi network membrane; lysosomal membrane. Lineage: Eukaryota; Metazoa; Chordata; Mammalia; Primates; Cercopithecidae. The transcript has 4 exons. The record is from RefSeq and is a predicted model, not a curated record. The coding region runs from base 672 to 2192 and encodes 506 amino acids. Gene Ontology annotation, biological process: regulated exocytosis.